Cyclospora cayetanensis is the source of this 3735-nucleotide messenger RNA. RefSeq lists its product as uncharacterized. Lineage: Eukaryota; Apicomplexa; Conoidasida; Eucoccidiorida; Eimeriidae. The transcript is spliced from 14 exons. The record is from RefSeq and is a predicted model, not a curated record. Bases 1 to 3735 code for a protein of 1244 amino acids.
AUGUCCAUUGGGGGGGAAAGGCGGGGGAGAACGCGAGUAAGGGAUCCUGUCGCUGCAGUACGAGCUGCUGUGCUUGGGGGGGUGGGGCUCCCUUGUGUGGAGGGCAUAUUUUGUUGGCAUCGAUCCGUUGUUGCGCUUCUCCCUGUGCAGAAAGACAAAGAACUGGUGUAUGAGGCUCGCGCCCUUGCGCUCCUUGCGAAUGCGUUCGCACGCAUGGCAUUUCGUCAUGAGGAGGCACUGGGUGUUGUUUGUCGCCGCGCCGAAAAGCAAAUCAACGAGUGUUGCGCUCAAGACGUCUCCAACCUUUUUAAUGCUCUUCACCGGCUGGCCUAUCGCAAUGGCGACUUGCUGCAAGCACUGGAACGCCGGGCUGCCCGUGUUGCUGCGGACAUGAAGCCUCAGCACCUCGCCAACUGUCUCUCAGCUCUUGCAGCCUUCGGCGCUGCAGAUUCGCAGACCGUCGAGGUCUUGGCCGCAGAAAUACUUGGAUUGACUUCCCCCGCGUUGCUUGAUUCUCUGGGAUCAGCUAUUGCGCGGGGGCCGCUAUUUCAACAGGGGGAAACAGCAGCAGCAGCAGCAGUAGCAGGCCAGGCAGCGCCGCAAAACGAAGCUAGGGAUGACAUCCUGCUCUCCACGGAGCUCCCCGCACAGCCUGAGCUGCUCGAGCAGCAUCAAGCGCCGAUGGGCUAUCAGCAGGGCGAGCAGAGACAGAAAACGCUGAUAACGUUGCUGCAUGCAUUCGCUGCAGCAGAGCGGAGACAUGUCCUAUGCGACCAGGUGUAUGAUGCCCUUCUACGGGAAUCUCAGAACCCGAUGGGAGCGCUUCACGGCUGCGUGAGCGUCGGCAGUAGGAGCAGCAGUGCAGGCAUCGCCGAUAUAAAGACCUCCGGUCUGCCUGCUGCUGUUACCUCACGGACUCCCGUCCUCCCGAACGCGCUGGCUGCCAUUGUAGCGCAUUCCAUCGUGCGUUUGAAGGCCUUCGACAGGAAGGAUAUCAUUUGCGCGAUCGCUGAAUCCGUGUCCCUAUCUGACGCGGGGAGCUUCACGCCUCAGCAGCUGGCCAAUAUCCUGUUCGCUCUGGAGAGGAUAGAGGCGCUGGUGGUAGUCAGCAUUCCUUUUGCUGCGCGCAUACACCUGCGGGUGUGUAUCUUUGGUCUUGCUGCAGCCUCAAUGGACGCAGAGGCUCGCACUGCAGAGGAGGCAACAGGCACAGGCAAUAUCGAGCAGUCAGCGAUGCUCAAGGAAGCUGCUGACCGCCUCUCCAGGCAUGCCACCAUUCGCAUCAAACAACUAAGUGCCCAGUUGCUGGGAAGCGCUGCUCUGUCAGUUGCACGGGUCGCUCCCCCGAAAGGGCACGGCUCUCAGUUUCUCCUCGCUGCAGCUCAUGAAGUUCCACUGCUUUCUCUCCAGGGGACUUCAGGCCUCCACGCAUCGACUGCGCUCUUGGCGGCACUGAUAGAGGGCUCUUUCUCCUUUGGAAGACCUUCGCAGCAACAACCCCCUUGGGAUUUCGAACUCCCCGCAGAGGUGCAGCACGCGAUCGUCCUGCUGCUGCAGCAGUGCGCUUCCGCCGCGCUAAAAAUGAAUGCGCAACUCUUCAUGCGCUUCACUACGGCAACUGCAGACCUGCGUGCUGCACUCAGCCCGUGCGAGGGUCCUCUUUGCGCCGGUAGCAGCAACAGCGCCACGAGUAUUAGAACCCCAAGCAGACUGGCGGCGGCUGGUGUCGACUCGCGGGUUAUCACUGCGCUUCUUGCCGCAAAAAAGGCGCAAGAACAGGUGCUCUUCUGGAGGCUGGACCGCUUGGACGUGCCAUUGCUUUUGGCCUUCGCCAACGCCGUUGCAGCCCCACGCUCACAAGCUGCUGCUGCUAUCACGUCAGAAGGACAAGAGCAGCAGCAGUUGCUAGAGGCUGCUUCUUUUGCACAGCGUUUGCAGCAGUUCUUGCCCCUCAAGCUGCUGCGGAAGGAGACGAUGGAUGCCGUGUGUAAACAUUCUCUUCCUCGAGCGGCUUGUGCAGACCCUGCCCACUUGCUGCAGCACUGGCGAGUCAGUUCCGCUGCAGUGGCUGCUUCCGCUGCCCUCCAGCAGCACCCACAGCAGCACGACGUCACGGCUGCAUCGUCGAGGAUCGCUUCAGGGAGCGCUGCAGACUUCUUAAUUCAAGAGUUACCGUGUUUUAAUGCUGCCUCCGCGUUCCCAACACCGGCGUCCUACGCCCGCCACCUCGUAGCGUUUGCUGAACUGGCUAGGCCUGCCCACAUCGAGCUGUCCUCAUGUCCUCAGCAGGAUGAGCACCCCGACGGCAGCAGCACACGGCUAGACACCGGACCUGAGCGGGUGCUCUGUGCCCUCUUGAGUCCUCUAAGGGCCUGUCCAGGCGCCUUCCCUCCUCCUGUUUGUGCAGCUGCAGUGCGCGUUGCCAUGGAAUGCGGAGUAGGCGACCCGUUGCUGCUCGAGAGAGUUAUGCAGCGCCUCAUCGCUGAUGAAGAUGCUCCCGAUCCAGACACCAGCGGCAGGUCGUCGCUUCCUGCCGCAGCAUUUGUUGAUUUGCUUCGUGGCGCUGCGGCUGCUUCUGUAAUCACACGGCCUGCGCGCGAGGCCCUAAUCGCCCUGGUGGAUAGACAGAAGGAGCUUCUUCUGCAAUCGGCCAACAUAGCUGCUGCAGCAGCAACUUCCCUGCAGCGGCUGAAGCUGCUGGACCUGCCACUGCUUCAGCGCAUGGUGCAGCAGCAGGUCCUUGUGUUGCAGCAGCAACUGCAGCAGCAACUGCAGCAGCCUUCAGCAGGGGCAGCAGACCUUCGCGGCGUCUCUGAAUGUUUCAGGUGCCUCUCGGAACAAACAGAAGCGCAUCGAUUUUUCCGCAGAGCGACAGCAGGCGGUCAUGUAUUAGCUAACGGCGGAUCGUCCGGUGGUAGUGUCUCGGAGGGCGACAAAGAGGCCGUGGAGUUUCCCCUGUGGUGGGCUCUUGACUGGACAGCUCGGUUAUUGAUUCUUUUGCACCAGGCUCAUUCACAAGGGCUGCUGCAGCUUGUCGCGAAUCCAUCUUUGCAGUCGCCACGCGAUGAGGAGCAGCAACAACGCCACCACCAGAUUCGCGUCGUCAUACCUGCUCAGACACUUGGGCAGUUGUUACGCAGCACGUCGAUGCUGCUGCCCUGUCGUCAACGCGGAACCGAGGCCUUGUUGGCUGCGUUGCUGCUGCUGCAGCACACCAGCAGCAGCGCGAAUACGCAUGUGAAGCAUCAGGGCCUGAUAUGCGAUGCCCUACGGGUAGCCGCCGAUGUAUUGACCAGCAGUGGAGGAGCUCUUCCCCCGAAGCCACCUAGCGCGUCAGACGGCGACACUCGUGCGCCAGCUGACACGAACGCCAGUGCUGCUCUUCUCAAGGAGGUUGGGGUAGCGGGGACGCUGCUCCUGCGGCAGCAAGUGCUCCCCCACUUUUUCCAGCUGCAACAACGAGAUUUGGUGUCUCUAUCUGCCUGGCACAUGGCGUUGCUGCUGCAACCGGCGGUAAUAGCGGAAGCAGCAGGAAAGGCAGAGCAGAUGCAAGGACUUGUGCGAACGCUGAAGGGCCUUGCCGAUGCAUCCAAGAAGCAGUCUCUACAGAAGGGCGACCGAGUGCUACUAGCCCUUGUCUUAAGUUGCUUGCGUUUGGACGUUCCGGACGCCUGGCAAGCGAUUCCACCUGCGACUCAGCAGUCUCUCAACUUGCUCGUAAGGGGCCCUGGCUGA